This is a messenger RNA of Porites lobata, 2716 nucleotides long. NCBI's taxonomy places the organism in Eukaryota, Metazoa, Cnidaria, Anthozoa, Scleractinia, Poritidae. The record is from the annotation of a GenBank genome assembly.
CUUCUUUCGAGGCCGUCUGUAGUUCGAGCUAGUCUAUCAGUGGAUCUUACUAAACCGGCUUAAAAAUGACAGAUGCGGAUGACGGCAUAAAAUUUGAGCCCAAAUCACUCUGCAUUAAAAUAACAGUAUGCAUGAUAGUGCUGCUGGUUGGGGCAGCCAUUUUUAUGGAGUUAGAACGAGAGAAAAAUGACUCCACUGGAGAGACUUACCAGGCGACGAUACUAAAACAAAGCUUGGCGGAAAAGUAUAACAUGAGUUUGACAGAUCUGAUGGAUUUAGAAGCUGCCUUCGAACAAGAAAGAAACAACAAGGAAGAAGCUGAGAGACUAAGUCGGUGGACCUACGGCAAUUCUCUCUUCUUCGCCUUUACAAUCAUGACAACCAUAGGUAAUUUUGAUAACAUCUUAUGAGCGGGGGAAAUUCAUUCUAGAAGCAAAAGUAUCCUUCUGAUUGUAGAGCAAAGAUGACUUACACUUGCCUUGGCCUACGUUUAAGUAAAAACGGCCUCGGCUUGGGUUCAAGAGUAUGAUAGUUCAGAUUUUAUUAAAUUCAGAUUCGGAUUUUAAUUACUGGUGUUAUGAUAUAAAAACUGGCUGAAAUAUUUAUUUCUGUCUUGCCACUACCUAAUAUUAAGGUAAGAUAACAAUCAAUGAUAUGUCUAUAUUUUUUAUCUUCCACAACUAUUCCAGACAUGACUCAAAUUAACUGUAACCUCAAGUCAGUUAUUCAUGAUUUGAUUUAUUUCCUGGCCUGCGAAAAGUGCAUCGUAGUUAUUUACGUCGAGUUACAAUUCUCGAGUUAUAAUGUCUUAACUAGUCAGCUGACUAGUCUAGAAGCUGGUCAUCGCCCACGUGAUGACUUGAAAUUUGCUGCAGUUGGACAAGCAGAUCAAAUGUUCGUCUGUGGAAAGAUCUUGUUUCAAAGCUAUAUUUUUACAAACUUGUGAUGUUUAUAAAGUGGUUGUGGCUUUUAGUUUAUACCUUUGAGCGUGUAAGAAGCGCUCAAAUAGUAGGGAAGAGACGAAGAGAAGAACAGAGGAAGUAACCAUCGCGAAGGGAAUCGAUCCAACAAGCGGCCCGGCUUCCCCAUACACUUCUCACUGCUCCCUAUUUUCUUACCAUAUUGCCGAAAUAUAUUUGAAUAUAUUUAACGUUACCAUGACAAAGAUUACGUUAACAAUAACCAAUGUAAUACUUUAAUACUACGCAAUUUUUGCAAAAAGAGUUGUGUAGUUAAAGAGAGACUACCUUCCUAACCGUUCUCUGAUGAGUGGGGAAAAUCCGAAAAGCAUGUAUGUAUCCCAUUGAGAAAGCGUUGCUAGGGAAUAGAAGAGACGGAAAGCCCGAUAGUGAAAUUUGGAAAGCAAAUAAAAUUUAAGCCGUCGUCGUCGAUAGUUUAUUUCUCUGCGUUAGAAGCCAUUUUUCUUCGCAAGCAAACAGUAAGUGCUAUGAUUCGACAUUAUUCUCUCUUGUUGUUAAAAGAACUUGAUAACACGAUUUUUGUUUUGAUUGUAAUGAUCAAUGACAAGGGAAAUAAACAACAAUACACGAAGUGAAAAGAACUAUACUCAUAACAUGAUAGCCCUGCACCACUUGCAACAGCGACGAGCGCCGGUAGGCCUGUGUCGCGUAACGUUGCAAAAAAUACUGAAACUACCGAACCAGGAGGCAAGUAAUCGGCUCCUGACCGAAGGUAUUCUACGACUCGGGCUGGGCCCAACGUUCGCCCGAAUAGUUCAGUUUCGUCUAACCCUUUCACUGCCAGAGUGUUUGAUGGAGUUUUGUACGGUAACUUAAACUUUCGAGUCUGCGAACGAAAUCCUAUGAUGUGACCAUUCAAAUGAAAGCUCUUUGCCUGUACUUUCACAUGGUGCUAAUUAUUUUUUAAAUUUAACAAAAGGAAAUUUGGUCGAAAUUUGCUGUUGGCUAAAUUCGGCAGUGAAAGGGCUAAAGAAAGCAAUCGCGCUUCCGUGUCUCAUGGUAAUGCUCUUUAAUUAACAGUUUUGCCUUUUCUCACUAUUUCAGGUUAUGGUCAUAUGUCGCCCCAUACCUGGCAAGGUCAGCUGUUCUGUAUAUUCUUCAGCCUCAUUUCCAUACCAGUCGCAGGUAUCAUGCUAAUUAGCGUGGGAAAUCACGUGAGUUUGGCUAUCCGCGUCUUCAUACGCUUCAUGGAGAAAACCUUUUUAAGUGGGGUGGAGUCGGGGCGUGCUGAGCUAAGAAGCAGUGUGGUCACCUUCUUGCUGUUCAUUCUCAUGGUCAUUUUUGGUGCUAUUCUGACGUCACACACAGAUAAUUGGUCUUUUAUGGAAGGGAUGUAUUUCUUCUUUAUUAGUGUCUCUACGAUUGGAUUCGGAGAUUACGUCGUCAAUGACGGCGAGCUGCGAUCGUCAGACCACAGCAAGACGAUCGCAGUCAAUUUUACCAUCGUGCUCAUUACCAUUGGCCUGUGUGUGUUGUCCAGCGUCCUGUGUUCUGUUAGCGCUUACAUCGAAGAGAGGCAGAAGCAAAUACGAAUGAGGAUACCUGAGACCCUUACAGCGACAAAUGCUAUCAAUGCAGCUAACGUAGCAUUGAAUACCGUCACAAGUAGCCUGCCAUUGAGGUUGUCAAAAAAGUUUAAAGGCAGAAUUACAGAGGGGGGAAAGUAUGAAGAAGACAUUAAUCAAAACGGAGAAGCGUCGUUGGGUAGUGAUCGCCAUCUGGCUCCGGUUUCGUAA